AUGGCGAUGCUGCUCCGCAAGGUGUGGGGCUCCGUGCUGGCGCGCGCCGCGGCGCCGGGUGCCGACCCGCCGCCGGGGUCCCCGCGGGCCCGCCGCGCGCAUGCGCAGCGCGCGGAGCAGUUCCAGUACCAGUACCACGGCUCGCUGUCGCUGGGCGCGCUCGACGCCGUCCCCACCGACGUGCUCGCCCAGAUCCUGCGCCUGCUGGGCCCGCUCGACGCUGCGCGCUCCAGCGCCGUCUGCCGCGCCUGGCGCGUCCUCGCCUCCGACAACGGCCUCUGGGCCUUCUUCCUCCGCCUCGGCCCCGAGCCCUGGGACCUCGUCGUCUUCGCCGAGACGCACCUCGCCGCCGGCCCCGUCUCGCACCCGUGGCUGUACUACGAUAGCUCGCCGCAGCUCUCGUUUAAGCAGAUCUACGGUCUCCGAGCGGUGGUCCCGGGUACUCUCAUAGUGGAUGGUGGAUCUGGGUAUUGCAAGUAUGGCUGGAGCAAGUACGCUGCUCCUUCUGGGCGUUGUGCUACAUUCUUGGAAUUUGGUAACAUUGAAGCACCUAUGUAUGCAAGGCUUCGUCACUUCUUCUCUACAAUCUAUACGAGGAUGCAAAUAAAGCCUUCGACUCAACCAGUUAUUGUUGUCCUUCCACUGUGUCACUCUGAUGAUACCCAGUCUGCUAGGGCCUCAAGAAAGCAAUACAAGGAGACGUUGUACUCUGUCUUGUUUGACAUGAAUGUUCCUGCUGUUUGUGCUGUCGAUCAAGCAGUUCUAUCUUUGUAUGCUUCUAAACGGACCUCUGGUAUUGUUGUGCACAUUGGAUUCAAUACAACUUCUGUUGUUCCCAUCUUUCAAGGUAGGGUGAUGUAUGAGAUAGGUGUUGAAACUGUAGGGCAAGGUGCCCUUAAACUCACUGGAUUUCUCAAGGAAUUAAUGCAGCGGAGAAAUAUAUCCUGUGAGUCACUGUACACUGUUCGAGCCAUCAAGGAGAAACUUUGCUACGUAGCCGCUGAUUAUGAAGCUGAAUUACGUAAAGAUACACAAGCGUCCUGCGAGGUUGAUGGUGAAGGGUGGUUCACUCUGUCAGAAGAGAGAUUCAAGACUCCAGAAAUUCUAUUUCAGCCCCAUAUGGGAGGAAUGCGUGCUAUGGGCUUGCAUAAAGCAGUAGCUCUAUGUAUGGAUCACUGCUAUACUUCAGGAACGGUUGGUGAUGACAGCUGGUACAAGACGGUCAUUUUAGCUGGUGGAUCGUCAUGCUUGCCUGGUUUACCAGAGAGGCUGGAGAAAGAGCUUCACCAAUUUCUUCCACCUUAUAUCUCAGAAGGAAUAAGAGUACUCCCCCCUUCAUUUGGCACUGAUUCUGCCUGGUUUGGUGCAAAGAUGAUUAGCAAUGUGAGUACUUUCACUGAGGCAUGGUGUGUAAAGAAGAAACAAUUCCGCCAGAAGACACGGCGGAAUGGUCCAUUGUUUAUGAAUUCCUGGUGA
Messenger RNA from Miscanthus lutarioriparius, 1476 nucleotides. The record is from the annotation of a GenBank genome assembly. NCBI's taxonomy places the organism in Eukaryota, Viridiplantae, Streptophyta, Magnoliopsida, Poales, Poaceae.